UGUGAGUUUCCCCUCUUACCUAGCAUACCGUCUUUAGGAGAAUUGAACAAUGCUAUACAAGAAGCACGUGGAUUAAUGAGCCUGAAGGAUCAGUUGCGGGAUAUUGUAAAUGGUAUGAAACAUGAGAACCUGAAUGUUAGAUACAUGGUGGCAUGUGAGCUAAGCAAAUUGCUGUAUCACAGAAAUGAAGAUGUUGCUGCACUAAUUGCUGGUGAACUUGUCUCAGACAUGGAAAUCGUGAACUCUUUAAUCACAUCUUUACUACAGGGAUGUGCAGAAGAAUCUCGAACUACAGUGGGUCAGAGGUUUAAGUUAGUCUGUGCAGAUUGUCUUGGAGCAAUAGGUGCUAUUGACCCUGCCAAAGUGAGAGUUGCUUCAUGCAGUCGUUUUAAAAUCCAAUGCUCAGAUGAUGAUCUUAUCUUUGAGCUCAUUCAUAAACACUUGGCAAGAGCUUUUAGAGCUGCACAGGAUACAAUCAUACAAGACUCAGCUGCUCUUGCCAUACAGGAAUUACUAAAGAUUGCUGGUUGUGAGCCAUCAUUAGCUGGGAAU
This is a messenger RNA of Camelina sativa (false flax), 552 nucleotides long. The record is from RefSeq and is a predicted model, not a curated record. NCBI's taxonomy places the organism in Eukaryota, Viridiplantae, Streptophyta, Magnoliopsida, Brassicales, Brassicaceae.